Messenger RNA from Ochotona curzoniae (black-lipped pika), 470 nucleotides. RefSeq names its product melan-A (gene MLANA). Bases 79 to 438 code for a protein of 119 amino acids. The record is from RefSeq and is a predicted model, not a curated record. Lineage: Eukaryota; Metazoa; Chordata; Mammalia; Lagomorpha; Ochotonidae. The transcript is spliced from 5 exons. Gene Ontology annotation, cellular component: melanosome; endoplasmic reticulum membrane; trans-Golgi network.
ACACACACACCACGCACGCACGGGUCGUCGGCUGCGCAGUGUUGCCAUCAGGGAAGGUGUCCUCUGCCCUGACCCCUCAUGAUGCCAACGAAAGAGGCUCACUUCAUCUACAGCUACUCCAGGAAGGGGCAUGGUCACGCACACAUCACAGUGGAAGAGGCGGCGGGAAUUGGCAUACUCACGGUGAUCCUGGCAGUUUUACUGCUCGUUGGCUGCUGGUAUUGCAGAAGAAGAAAUGGAUACAGAACCUUGACGGACAAAAGCCUUCAAGUUGGUCUUCAAAGGACCGUAAAAAGAACAGUCCCACACGAACAGCCUGGACGUCAGGACAGCAACCUGGUCUUUCAAGAGAAAAAUUGUGAACGUCUGGUUCCCAAUGCUCCACCUGCCUAUGAGAAAGCCUCUACAGAACAGUCACCACCACCCUACUCACCCUAAGAUCCAGCAAGGCACCUGAGAAAUGCUCAAAU